Molecule: messenger RNA, 1104 nt
Organism: Sparassis crispa
Lineage: Eukaryota; Fungi; Basidiomycota; Agaricomycetes; Polyporales; Sparassidaceae
Product: Pre-mRNA-splicing factor CWC2
Exons: 4
Coding region: 1-1104 (367 amino acids)
Cellular component (GO): Prp19 complex; U2-type catalytic step 1 spliceosome; U2-type catalytic step 2 spliceosome
Molecular function (GO): U6 snRNA binding; pre-mRNA binding; metal ion binding
Source: RefSeq, a predicted model, not a curated record
AUGAGCUCGAACGUCGAUUCCGCCGAAACGCAGACUGUAGUGAAGAAGCAGAAGAAGCAGAAGCCUGCCCGCAAGCAAGUCAAGCCUGGCGAGGUAGAGAAAAAGGAGGCACCGCAGACUGGGAAGGAGUACAAUAUCUGGUACAACAAAUGGGCAGGAGGUGACCGUGAGGACAGCUACUCAAACAAAACGAAGUCGCAGACACGCUGUAACAUUCGCAAAGAUUCUGGGCUCACUCGCGCAGACACAACAGGGGUGAAGUACUGCUGCCUUUUCUUCUCGCGCGGUUGCUGCCCGUACGGCUGGGAGUGUGAGUACUUGCACACACUCCCGGACGCGUCUAAAGCGCUGCCCGACACGUCCAAGGACUGCUUCGCGCGCGACAAAUUCUCAGACUACCGUGACGACAUGGGCGGCGUGGGUAGCUUCACGCGGCAGAAUAGGACGCUAUACAUCGGGCGGAUCAAGGAGACGGGCACCGGUGUUGAGACGGAGGAGGUCGUGCGGCGGCAUUUUAAGGAAUGGGGAGAGAUCGAAAAGAUUCGAGUGCUGCAGUACCGCAGCGUCGCAUUCGUGACGUAUGUAUCGGAAUCCCACGCUCAGUUCGCCAAGGAGGCUAUGGCGUGCCAGUCGUUAGACAAUGACGAGAUCCUCAACGUCCGCUGGGCGACCGAGGACCCCAACCCCGUCUCGAAAGUGACUGAAAAGCAGCGGCUAGAGGAGAUCGGGCGCGAAGCCAUCCAGGCCCGAAUGGACCCCCGGAUCGUGGACGCGAUGAGAGCAGUGCGGGCUCUGGAAGACGGAGACGGGUUGGAUGAUGAGGAGGAAACCGUGGAUGGUGAAGGGGAGGCCGAACCACAGGCGAAGAGGCGGAGACUGGAGAUUGAGGAUGCUCGGGAUACACCUCCCGAGGUUGAGCCCGUUCCAAAGCAGGAGCAGCCGCAGCAACCGACAGGACUGCUAAGUGCGGAUACCCUGGAGGGUUUGAAGUAUUUUGCAGAGAUUCGGAAGCGAAAUGCACUGGCUAACAACCCAGUAAAGGUGGCUGCUGUGCCACCACCAAGAGGUUUGGGCCUCGCAGACUACGGUAGCGACGACGAGUAA